Messenger RNA from Eutrema salsugineum, 723 nucleotides. Its product is annotated as pentatricopeptide repeat-containing protein At2g27800, mitochondrial. The record is from RefSeq and is a predicted model, not a curated record. The transcript has 3 exons. Lineage: Eukaryota; Viridiplantae; Streptophyta; Magnoliopsida; Brassicales; Brassicaceae. Bases 103 to 417 code for a protein of 104 amino acids.
GGUUCAUCAAACCGGUGUAUCAAAUCCCUACGGGAAGACUUUACCGAGGUUUUGUGGAUUUUGCCGAAGCAGUAGAAGAAAGAAGAAGAAGAGUGGGAGAAAAUGGCUGCAACGAGCAUCGCUUCUAGGUCUACGUCUCUAGGCUCAAUCUUCAGAACCGUUACUACACGAAGCUUGAUCUCACCUAGAGCUAGACUCUCCGUCCCAAACCCUAAUUCCCCAUCGUCGCGUUUCAACGCUUCUUCGCCUCUUCAUCAGACUCGAAUCGAAGGUUCUGCUCCCAGGUUUCUGCGGCGAGAACUAAGCACGCAUCAACCAUUUCACAGCGUUAUCGCUGCUGCUCGCCUCGUCUCGAAACUCCCUUCUGAUCUCACCUCUUAUGAAGGUAGAUUUGCAAACUAUGUCAGUCCCAUCUAAGUAGGCAGCACCUGAGAGUAGAUGGAUGAUCUUCUUGCGCCAAGUUUGAUCUUUUUUUUUUCCAAGGAAAUUUUCAGGUUCUUUAAGUUUAUAAAUCUGUCAACAAACCGCAUUUGCAAUCUCUCGGUAUACGUGUAUCGGUAUAUGUUAUUACUUCCAUUUGAUUUGGCUUCAGAAUCUUGUUAAUCAAAAUGAGGAGUUAAAACCAUAGUUAUUUUCAGGAAUGUAUGUUAACUUCUCCCAAAAUGCAACUACUCUGUUUGCAUGGGACGAGACUUUUCCAUUUCUACGAAUUGAGUUAUGUUU